AUGGCGACUCAACCAAAAGUACAACCCGAAGUGGUGGAGCUAGCGACCGUAACAGUGUCCUCAAGGAUUCCUGAUUUUUGGCGUGAUCAGCCGCGGCUGUGGUUCGUACAAUGCGAAGCAGUGCUGAGUCCUCAAAAAUUAAGCGACGAAGCGAGGUUCAACAUGGUCGUCACUAAGCUCGGCAAAGAAGUUGUGCAGCAAGUUAGCGACAUUUUGUUGAAACCACCGGAAACGAAGAAAUUCGAAACUCUGAAGGCGCGGUUGUUAACCGUUUAUGAAGAAUCAGAAAUGCGGCAAUUCCAAAAACUGCUGAGUGAGAUGGAGUUAGGCGACCAAAAGCCUUCACAGCUUUUGCGUCGAAUGAGAGAUCUUGCACGCGAGAAAAUACCUGACGAGACUCUUUCUAUUAUGUGGCAAGGACACCUACCUUCACCAGUGAGAGCCGUGCUGGCAGUUACAGAAGCGAAAAAUUUGGAGACUCUCGCCGCGAUAGCUGACAAAGUGAUGGAGACCUCGAAACCAUUUCAAGCGAUCGCAAUCAGCAUCUCGUUCGCGUCAUAUGAAUCGCCGGACACCUGA
Messenger RNA from Spodoptera litura, 579 nucleotides. NCBI's taxonomy places the organism in Eukaryota, Metazoa, Arthropoda, Insecta, Lepidoptera, Noctuidae. The record is from RefSeq and is a predicted model, not a curated record.